AUGAGCCAAGACUCACGGCCGGGGACUUCAAGUACAGAUGGCAGUGAGAAUAGACUUGUCAGCCCCAGUCCGAGCAUCAGGAAGAUCUCCCACCAAAGAGUGAACCCUCACGAAAAUCAGACUCUGUUUUCCAAAAUUCCAGGUGGAAUGGGGAUUUCCGGACCUAGUCAACAUCCGUCUGAGUAUCGACCAGUGACUGAUGAAGACUCGGACUCGAUGUCAUGGGGAGAGUUAUUGCCAUACUAUCUACCAAUCUUGUCUUGGGUCAAUCACUACUCAUUACCAUUCUUUUUGGGUGACUUAUUAGGAGGUUUGUCAUUAGUAUUUUUCCAACUUCCUUUAUCUAUAUCUUAUGCGACAUCGUUAGCGCAUGUACCAGUAAUAUGUGGGUUGAUGUCAUUGGGAGUGGCACCUUUGAUAUACUUGAUUUUUGGAAGUGUGCCACAGAUGAUUACGGGACCCGAAUCAGCAAUCUCAUUAAUAGUAGGACAAGCCGUGGAACCUAUUUUGCACCACAACAAAACGGACAUUAACCCUGUUGAUCUUGUCGUAGCAAUGACUUUCAUCAGUGGUGCUACAUUGUUGGGGUUUGGUUUGGGGCGGUUUGGGUUCCUUGAUAAUGUGUUGAGUGGUUCAUUGUUAAAGGGCUUUAUAAGUGGUGUGGGUAUAGUCAUGGCUAUCAACAGUCUAGUACUGAUGCUUGGGUUGACCAAGUUAAUGAAUCUAAUAUCUAAUGACCCUACCGAUAUGGAUAUCCACUCUCCCUUUGAUAAGUUUAUGUUUUUGAUCCACCACUAUGAUAGAUAUGAACCAUUAACCUUCAAAAUUAGCUUUGCCUCAUUUACAUUUUUAAUGAGUGUAUCGAUUUUCAAAUCCUAUUGCAGCAAAAGAAAUUUCAGGUUCCUGGACAAGUUGAUUUACAUUCCUGAAAUCUUAAUCAUGGUAAUAAUCACAAGUUGUCUAUGCUACAAAUUUGACUGGCAUGCCAACGGAAUCGAGGUGGUUGGUUCGGUUAGCCAAGAAGGUGGAACUUUUCUGAUCUACAAUCCGCUCUCAAUAAAUCAAUUUAGAUUGAUGAAGAAGGUUGGUACUUCAGGAUUCUUAUGUGCCAUGUUAGGGUUUUUUGAAAGUACUACCGCUCUGAAAUCAUUGGGAACUACCUUCAAUUUGCCUAUUUCCUCGAACAGAGAAUUAGUUGCAUUGGGAUUCAUCAAUGUAGUGGGUUCUAUGUUUGGUGCACUUCCAGCUUUUGGUGGAUAUGGUAGAAGUAAGAUCAAUGCCAUUUCGGCUAAGACGACAUUCUCAGGUGCUUUGAUGGGAAUAUUCACUAUUUUUACCAUAGCUUUCCUAUCCGAAGGGCUUUAUUACAUUCCAAAGUGUAUUUUGAGUGUGAUAACUGCAAAAAUUGGAUUACUGUUAAUGGAUGAGGCGCCUUAUGAAUUAAUGUUCCACUGGCGAAGCAGAGGAUAUAACGAAUUAAUUACGUUCUUUGUGACGGUGGUGACCACCAUUUUCUUUUCUAUGGAAGCAGGAAUAGCGGUUGGACUCGUUUAUCUGUUGAUUCGAGUAAUAAAGAAUUCUACUUUAUCAAGAAUUCAGAUUCUUGGAAGAAUUCCUGGCACAAAUACAUUUGUGGAUGCAGAUAUCAACGACAGAUUAUUGAAAAUGGAUAGGAAAUUAGGAAAGCUGCAGUUGAAUCUUUUUACUGAUGAUUAUUUCACCAGUGUCAACAUGAAUGUUUUGGAAGAAAUAGAAGGGUGUUUGAUAGUCAAGAUCCCUGAACCCUUAACAUUCACAAACACUAAUGAUUUAAGAACCCGUUUGAAGCGAGUAGAAUUAUAUGGGUCAACCAAAGCUCAUCCAGCUAUGAAAAGAAGCAGGGACGAGUCUAUGACCAAGUAUGUGAUAUUUGACUUGAGAGGAAUGUCCGAACUUGAUUCUUCAGCUGCACAAAUUCUCAAAGAGUUGAUAAUCAAUUACCAAAAUAGAAAGAUCAUAUCACUUUUUGUAAGAGUUGCCAAAAACUUGCAGGUAAGAGAAAGACUAUUCCGAACUGGGAUUAUUUCCCUCCUUAUUGAAAAUUUAGAUGCACUUGGGUACUAUAAGGCGAAACAGGAAGUGUUGCAAAAGAAGCCAAAAGAUAACAGUUCGGAUUUCCUAUUCGAACAAGAGACUGCUAGCGGAAUCGCUAACUUGGUUGAGGCUAAGGAUGUUCCUUUUUUUGAACAUAUAAGUGACGCUCUAAAAGUGAUUGACUAUUAUGAAUCUUCGAACCAAGUAGGAGAAUACCUGGUCGUAUAA
Molecule: messenger RNA, 2301 nt
Organism: Yamadazyma tenuis ATCC 10573
Lineage: Eukaryota; Fungi; Ascomycota; Pichiomycetes; Serinales; Debaryomycetaceae
Source: RefSeq, a predicted model, not a curated record